Messenger RNA from Arabis nemorensis, 1566 nucleotides. Lineage: Eukaryota; Viridiplantae; Streptophyta; Magnoliopsida; Brassicales; Brassicaceae. The record is from the annotation of a GenBank genome assembly.
AUGGGUUUAAAUGAUAAGAUUGAGGGAUCUAAUGGUGGUUGUGAAGAACCUAGGGUUUCAUGUCCUCCUGAUAAGACUAAGAUUAGUGAAGAGAAACCUAGGAGAUUGUCGGAGAGUUCGUUGCCUGAUGUGUCUAGUAGUAUUAAGCCUUUGAAAUUUGGUUCUGCUUCUGCUAAGUUCAAGAGAAUGACAGAGGAAAGAGAUGAGGUUUCACGGUCAGUGAACAGCUCAAGUAGUCACAAUUUCCGGGAAAGAAUCAGUGUGGUGUUUUCCCGGAAAAUAGAGUGGGGUUGCUUGAUGAGAAUGGGUAAGGAAUGGCUUAGAAACCCUUUUAACAUGGCUCUUUUCUUGUGGAUCUUUGUGGUUGCUGUCUCUGGUGCUAUUCUAUUCAUGGUUAUGACCGGUAUGUUGAACAGUGUUUUGCUCAAGAAAUCACAGAGAGAUGUUUGGUUUGAAGUUAACAAUCAAAUCCUCAACGCGUUGUUUACUCUGAUGUGUUUGUAUCAACACCCGAAACGGUUUUACCACCUCGUGCUUCUUUUUAGAUGGAAGCAAGAGGAUGUUACAAAGCUUAGGAAGAUAUACUGCGAGAAGGGGACUUACAAGCCAAAUGAAUGGAAACACAUGAUGGUUGUUGUUCUUUUGCUUCACUUAAACUGUUUUGCUCAGUACGCGCUAUGCGGUCUUAACUUAGGAUACAGAAGAUCCGAGAGACCUGCCAUUGGUGUAGCUAUAUGCAUAUCUGUUGCGAUAGCAGCUCCUGCGGUUGCAGGUUUGUACACUAUCCUUAGUCCACUUGGGAAAGAUUAUGAUCCUCAAGGAGACGAGGAGAAUCAAGUGGAGGUUGUGGAAGAAGGAUCGGUUAGUAGUAAUCGCAAGUUAUCUCUCGAGAGAAGAUAUUCGUUUGCUUCUACGGAUGUGAGUAAUCCUGAAUGGAGCGGUGGAAUUCUUGAUAUAUGGGAAGACAUAUCAUUGGCUUAUCUCUCUCUGUUCUGCACUUUCUGUGUGUUUGGUUGGAACAUGGAGAGGAUUGGGUUUGGGAACAUGUAUGUUCACAUUGCGACUUUUAUUCUCUUCUGUUUGGCUCCUUUCUUUAUAUUCAACUUGGCUGCUAUAAACAUCGAUAACGAGAUGAUAAGGGAAGGGCUUGGAUAUACCGGAAUUGUGCUUUGUUUGUUUGGUUUGCUCUAUGGUGGUUUUUGGAGAAUACAGAUGAGGAAAAGAUUCAAGUUACCGAGUUAUAACUUCUGUUGCGGAAGACCCUCUAUUGCUGAUUGUACACUAUGGUUAUUCUGUUGCUGGUGCUCUUUAGCUCAAGAAGUCCGGACUGCGAAUUCUUAUGAAAUAGUGGAAGAUAAAUUCUGCAAAAGAAGAGAAGAUUUGGCAUCUCCAUUGCCGCAUGAAGACGGUGUGUUUGAUCCGAGUAGCUCGCCUGAGAAGAUGACCACGACGAUGGCUAGUUCUUCUCUUAGCUCGAGCAGACCAUUGGGAGAUAAAAGUGAUGAAGCUCUAAGUCCACCUUCUCCUCCAUUCAUACACAGAGAAGCUAAGCUAGUUAGUACUUAG